Molecule: messenger RNA, 5012 nt
Organism: Sphaeramia orbicularis (orbiculate cardinalfish)
Lineage: Eukaryota; Metazoa; Chordata; Actinopteri; Kurtiformes; Apogonidae
Gene: brpf3b
Product: bromodomain and PHD finger containing, 3b
Exons: 13
Coding region: 381-4130 (1249 amino acids)
Biological process (GO): regulation of transcription by RNA polymerase II
Molecular function (GO): protein binding
Source: RefSeq, a predicted model, not a curated record
GGCUUAUAUCAAUUUAGCACCAUAGCUGGCCAGCUAGCCUUAGGAGGCUAGCAUUUUUCCUCAUACUAUUGGGUCAACUGUAAAUUGUUUUUUUUUUAAACUGCUGGUGAAUGUCCAUUAUUCGUGUUGUCAGUGUGACUUUGAGAUUUUCUGCUUCCUUCUCAAACUCCCCGUUGUGAAGAUACGGAAGCGCAAUACAACGGCGACAUUUACCGGGUGUACCAGCAAACUGGAGCUGGCUAACAGUAGCUAUUAGCUUUGGCAGUACAGCAAGUUAGACUGCUGGCUAGGCAACCAUUACUGUAAAGGCGGCUUCAGACCGGCUGUUGAGAUACCUCUGACAGUUGCCAUAAUAGAAGGGAAAGUGUGAUUGGAGGCCUAUGAGGAAGCCACGUCGAAAAGGCCAGGUGGCUGGAAAAGGGGGCACAGAUGCCAGGAAGUCCAAUGGGGUGGUUGGCGGGCGUGGGGGGGCCCGCCAGCGGUCCCCAUCCCCCUACAGUCUCAAGGCAUCUCCAAGCAGAGAGACUCUAACCUAUGCCCAGGCGCAGAAGGUGGUGGAGGUGGAACUGGAUGGUAGGCUUCAUCGUAUUUCCAUUCUGGAGCCCUUGGAGGUUAUUACUGAAGAUGAGAUGAUGGCCCAAGACAUUAUUGAGUGUAACAGCAACAAGGAAAACAAUGAACAGCCAUCUGUACCUGCCAGUAGUGCCCAAACAGUUCGCAAGCCUGUUACACCCCGAGGCCGCAGGAAAGACUCCAAAUGCACCCCCAUUAAGUCACAGCCAUCUUCUAAAAACCACUGCCCCAGUUCACAUCCACAAACACCAGAAAAGUUAAAUGCAUCACAUCAUCAUCACAUGAACCUCCCUGACCCCAAAUUUCGUGUCCAAGAAACUUUCACUCCGGUUGAGGCACCUCCUCUGCCUACGGCAUAUUACCGUUACAUUGAACGCUCAGCUGAGGAGCUGGAAGCUGAGGGAGAGUAUGACAUGGAUGAAGAGGACAUGGCCUGGCUGGAGAUGGUCAAUGAUAGCCGGACAUUGGAUGGUUACUCAGCUGUCUCAGCAGACACCUUUGAACUACUGGUGGACCGGCUAGAGGAGGAGGCUUACCGUGAAGCCCGCAGCCGGGCGCCUUCUCAAAGCACUAUUGACGAUGAUGCCUUCUGCUGCGUGUGCCUGGAUGAUGAAUGUCUAAACAGCAAUGUCAUCCUCUUUUGUGACUCCUGCAACCUGGCUGUGCACCAGGAAUGUUAUGGAGUGCCCUACAUCCCUGAGGGUCAGUGGCUGUGCCGCUGCUGCCUCCAGUCUCCUCAAAAACCUGUUGACUGUGUUCUCUGCCCAAACCGGGGCGGUGCUUUCAAGCAAACGAGUGAUGGCCAAUGGGCACAUGUCGUCUGUGCUAUCUGGAUCCCCGAGGUCUGCUUUGCGAACACAGUGUUUCUGGAACCAGUGGAAGGGAUUGGUAACAUCCCUCCUGCACGCUGGAAACUCACCUGCUACCUGUGCAAGCAGAAGGGCCGAGGGGCAUCCAUUCAGUGCCACAAGGCUAAUUGCUACACCGCAUUUCACGUCACGUGUGCUCAACGUGCCGGGCUGUUCAUGAAGAUUGACCCUGUGAGGGAGACAAACAUGAAUGGGACCACAUUCUCUGUUAAGAAGACGGCCUUCUGUGAGGCUCAUUCGCCACCAGGACAAGAUGCUGGCUCAGAUGAGGAGAAUGAAGGGAGAGUGGUGGGAAGUAGAGGAAGGGCUAGCAGAGGGCGCAGUGCAUAUACUGAGGGGCCUACAACACCAAAAAAAAGCAGAAAGACAGAUGAUGAUGCAAAGAUGGAUAAAAAGAAAGGGAAGAAAAGUACAGAGUCAAUAGUACCGCGCACUGCUUCACCACUUGUAACGUUGCCACAGAUACCUACGAGCAGACUGAACAGCAUCUGCAGAGGUGUCCUACUCCAAAGGAAAAACCAGUUCAUGCAGCGGCUACAUAGCUUCUGGUUGUUGAAACGACAAUCGAGGAAUGGUGUGCCCCUGGUCCGGCGUUUGCACUCUAAUGUCCAGUCCCAAAGGAACACUGAACAGCCUGAGGUGGAUGAAAAGGUUUCUGCUGCAAGAGAAGCCCUGAGAUACUGGCAGAAGCUUCGCCAUGACCUUGAGAAAGCCAGGCUGUUGGUGGAGCUCAUCCGCAAGAGGGAGAAACUCAAACGAGAACAGGUCAAAGUUCACCAGGCAGCUCUGGAGAUACAGCUAACCCCGAUGUUGGUAUUGCUCCGCUCCACUCUGGACCAGCUGCAGGAGAAAGACACAGCCCAGAUCUUCGCACAGCCAGUCAACAUUAAGGAGGUCCCAGACUACUUGGAUUUCAUCAGCCAGCCCAUGGACUUCUCAACUAUGCGUUCGAAGCUUGAGAAACAUGCGUAUCGCUCCUUGUCUGAACUGGAGGCUGAUUUCAACCUGAUGGUGUCCAACUGCCUCCUGUACAACUCCAAAGACACAGUCUUUCACCGAGCGGCACUUCGUCUCCGGGACUUGGGCGGAGCCAUACUGCGACAUGCCCAGCGACAAGCCACCAAUACCGGCCUGGACCUGGACACUGGCAUGCAUCUCCCUGAAUCACCACAGAAGCGCGACUUCUACAGCUGCACAUGGGAAGAUGUUGACAGUGUCCUUGAUCCAGAGAACCGGCUUCAUAUGACAGUGGAAGAACAGCUGAAGGUGCUUUUGGACAAGCUGGACUUUGUCACCUCCGUGCGAUGCAGUGGUGCCCGAACACGACGCAUCCGCCUGCUCCGACGCGAGAUAAACAGCAUUCGGCAUAGACAGGGCCAAUACCCUCGCCACAGCCUCCACAACGGUCAUCUGAAAGAUGACGACACAGACGAGGACGAUGAGGAAGAUGAAGACAAAGACACUCAGGCAGACAACAGCCUUUCGUCUUCAGACAAAGAAGACCUCAAAUCUUCUUCGCCUCCAACACUGGAACCCACGGGACCGGCUCCUCCUCCACGGCAGGGGGAUGCACCUCUGGAGCCCCCCACCCUGCGACCAAUCACAAGGUCCCCCAGCUGGCCCUCUAAACGCCUGAAGUUGGAUGGCGACCUCUCUGACAAGACCCUUGAAAUCAUUAAUUGCACUAAAACACAAGAGCAGCCUGCAUCACCACCCCCUGUGUUGCACAGUGAAAAGGCAGCGGUGACCAAUGGCUUACUGGAGCCCAGUACCCCCCCUCGGCCCACCAUGGGCGGAGUUGGCCGUCGCACCUCUGUGUUAUUCAAGAAGGCAAAAAAUGGAGCAAAACUGUUCAGAGAACGAGACAAUCCUUUGCUGAAUGGUAAGGGGCCACAGGAUGAUAAUACAACAAUAGACUCCACAACUAGUGCCCCGUCCAUCACAGCCCUAUCCACUUCAUUGAAGACCCCACAGAAAAGCCCCGGACCUCCCAACCUUAGAACACCUGAACAACGUACCCAUACUCGAGACAAACAGUCAGAUGGCAAGCGGGAAAAGACACCAAAUCAUACACUGGAGAGUGGACUGACAAAUGGCUUCAACAAACACAAAGACGGCAGGUCCGACUCUGAGUGCAGCCCUUGUCCAAUCCUCCACAACGAAAACAACUCACCACCAAAACGAAGCCUUGGGAAACCAGCUCUUUCCAAAGUCCCAUUCCUGGAGAUUGUCAACGGAGACUCUGACUACACUUGGAAUGCCAGUCAAACAUCAGAUGAUGAGAUGGAACUGGAACCAUUAGAUCUGGUCUGGGCCAAGUCUCGUGGAUACCCUUCUUAUCCUGCUCUGAUCAUUGACCCAGACAUGCCUGAGGAGGGCCUGCUGCACAACGGGGUCCCCAUCCCCGUCCCACCGAAAGACGUCCUUCGUUUAGGGGAGCACAAACAGGAGGAGACCGACAACAGGCUCUAUUUGGUGCUGUUUUUCGACAACAAGCGGACAUGGCAGUGGCUCCCACGGGACAAGGUGACACCCCUUGGCAUAGACGACACAGCUGACAAGCUGCGCAUGAUGGAGGGCCGCAAGUCCAGCAUCCGCAAGUCUGUUCAGGUGGCCUACGACCGUGCCAUGAUCCACCAGAGCAGAGUGAGCCACAGCCAGGGCUUCGUGGCCUCCAGCUACCUGUAGAGGGCAGCAGAGUCAUACACUAUGAAGCUGUCAGUCUUCAGGCAUCCACGGAGCUUCUAAGUCCUGCUGCAAGCUUCAGUUAUUCCCACUGUGGUCUGGAGACAGUGCAGUGGCAUCACUGCAUCUUUGACUGUAUGAUUUUAUAAUUUUUUAAAAUCAAACCACUAGUGUCUGACCCACAGAGCAGUGGUCUUUGCCCUCAUGUCACCAGCGAGGAUGUGGAACUCCAUGCAAUGAUUUAUUACCUUCUGGUGCCGGGUUGCUGCAGUCCGUAAGCGCUUUCAGGCUUACAUCACCGUGGACGUUUUGAAGCUGUCUGGAUCAAAUGAAAGGAAAGCCCCUCUCUUUUUUGUACAAUGCUAAUGCCAAGGAAUUAGUGUCAGAGAAGAGAUUGGACAUAUUUGUAUGAAAUGCAGACUAAUGAAUGGAUCACUGCCAUCUUUUAUACAAUAGCUUUGUACUUUUUAAUCUUUUACGGAAACACUUGUAAAUUAUAAAGGCACACUGUGUACAUACGUAUGUGUAUUGUCUUAGCAAUUUAAUUUAAUGUAGCUGUUUUUAAAUGCGUAUUUCAAUCAACCCACAAGGGAGAGAGAGAGGCUGUGUAUAUUUGUGGAGAUGAAACAAUUCCUGACUUGCUGCAGUAUAUUUAGCUCAUCUUUGAUGUAAUUUCAUUGUGCUUUGUGUGUAAAGUCAGAGCAUAUGGUACAAUGAGCUGAUGUUCUUUGUAUUUGAAUUCUCUUUUUGAUACAGAGAGAAAUAAUUUAUUUAUGGAAAGAUAGAACUAAAGCUAUAUUGGAUAAAGUUGAGAGUGAAAUUUUAUUUAAAACAAACAGACCAAGUUUUUCAAGAUGCGCAGCCCACAUUAGUUUGUCAUCAGUU